Hyla sarda is the source of this 794-nucleotide messenger RNA. RefSeq names its product gon-4 like (gene GON4L). Lineage: Eukaryota; Metazoa; Chordata; Amphibia; Anura; Hylidae. Gene Ontology annotation, cellular component: nucleus. The transcript is spliced from 5 exons. The annotation marks the transcript as partial. The record is from RefSeq and is a predicted model, not a curated record. Gene Ontology annotation, biological process: regulation of DNA-templated transcription. Gene Ontology annotation, molecular function: transcription coregulator activity.
CUCAAGACUCAGAUGUGGCAGCUGUUAAAGGGGCACACUCACCUACAGGAGGAGUUCUCCCUCUUCUUCGACCAACUGAGACCACCACCCAGCCGCAUGGAGGACUUCGAGGUGAUGAACUGGACCGAGGACAAGGAAUAUACGUUUGAUGGGUUUGAAGAAGUGACGAUUCCGGAGAUAGAGGAGGAGGAGGAGCAGAGUAAAGUGUCCGCACCGCAGAGGAGUAAGCGAAGGAAAGACGCCAGUCAUGGGCCGGAUAAGGAUGCUGAUUGGCCAGACGGGGGGAAGGAGUGUCCAUGUUCAUGUCAUGAUGGGGGCGCAGAGCAGAGGAUGAAGCGCUGUAAGAGGAGGUUGUGUGCUCAGUGCACUAGUAAGGGUUGUGACCAUCGUUCCCAGAGAUCCGUGGACGUGGGGGCAUCCACAAUGAAGGACACAGGAGAUAACAGGCUGCUACUUCCUAAGAGCUCUGACGACCGGCCCAGUCCAGGGGCCCGGGGUCCCCCAAGCAGCAGUGUGUCAGGACAGAGACCUCGCUCUGGGGCAUACACAGGCAAAGUGAGGCACCAGGCCAGAGGGGGCCCCAUCCCGGGGAGGCAGGAGACUGCACUCAGGAAAGCUUGUGGUGGUCGAGAAGAUGCAAAGCUGCCCCAGCCCCUCUAGGGUGGACAUUAGAGAGGAGCCCGAUGCUCCAGGACCGCCUCCUCUGUGUUCUCCCUCCACAACUUCCUCUGUACUCCAUUUAAAUCCCGCCCCCGAGGACCCAUCCAUCCUCCAGAGCACAGUACGAGAGGAGC